AAUGUCAUUGUGUUGACUGAUGAACUGUGGCAUAAUGCAUUUAGUGUUCAUUCCAAACAUCAAUCAAUAAAUAACUUGGGCCUCUGGCUAUAAGGGAAAUUCUAUAGGUAAAAGAACUGAUUGACCCCCACCCCCUAUAGGUGCUGUCCUGCUAUGGAAUCCCUUUGCUCAGUUUUCUCCUGUCCAAUCAGGUGGAAUGUUUCACAGGCACAUGGUUUAUACAGCUCAAAAUAACUUGGGACCUGUGAGCUGACAAAUGCUCUGGCUCUGGUGGUGACAGGUUGUCCAGCUUCUUACAGCCAUCUUCACUGAAACUAAGGUUAACUCCUCACUCUCUAUGGACGGCUACUCUCUAUUUCCAAGGGCGUGAAGAAUUUCCCUCUUCUCCUGUGCUUUCAUCUAAAAGUUCUCCCUGGAUAAUUAUCAUUGCAGUGGAGUGCCUGGAUUGGACAUCCUCAUCUGGGUCAACUAAGAAAAGAAAGGGUCUUCUUAGAGCCUGAAGAAAGAUAGCACCGAGUUAACAUGAGUUGAAAAACAUGUCCAAAGCAUGCAAGACGACAGCGUAGAAGCUUCUACUUCCAUAUCUCAGCUUCUAAGAGAGAGCUAUUUAGCUGAAACCAGACAUCGGGGAAACAAUGAGAGGAGUCGAGCAGAGCCUUCCUCCAACCCUUUCCAUUUUGGCAGUCCUUCUGGGGCCGCUGAAGGAGGCGGAGGCCAAGAUGACCUUCCAGAUCUUUCAGCCUUUCUGAGCCAAGAAGAAUUAGAUGAAAGUGUCACUCUGGCAAGACUAGCCAUCAAUCACGACCCUUUGGAGAAGGCAGAUGAAACUCAAGCUAGAAAACGACUUUCUUCUGAUCAGAUGAAACACACACCUAAUUUAAGUUUUGAGCCUAACUUCUGCCAGGAUAACCCUCGAAGUCCCACCAGCUCCAAAGAAAGCCUCCAGGAGGCAAAAAAGCCACAGUAUUGUUCUGAAACCCAGUCCAAAAAAGUAUUCUUAAAUAAGGCUGCCGACUUCAUUGAAGAGCUAUCCUCCCUUUUCAAAUCUCACAGCUCCAAAAGGAUUAGACCUCGUGCCUGCAAAAACCACAAGAGUAAACUGGAAUCUCAAAACAAAGUUAUGCAGGAAAAUAGCUCCAGUUUCUCAGAUCUGUCAGAAAGACGAGAAAGAUCUUCUGUUCCCAUCCCUAUCCCUGCGGAUACCAGGGAUAAUGAAGUGAAUCACGCCCUCGAAGAGCAGGAAGCCAAGAGGCGUGAAGCGGAGCAGGCUGCCAGUGAGGCGGCUGGUGGAGACACCACCCCAGGGUCCUCCCCUUCAUCUCUGUACUAUGAAGAACCUCUGGGGCAACCUCCUCGGUUCACUCAAAAGUUACGGAGCAGAGAAGUUCCAGAAGGAACUCGAGUACAGUUGGAUUGCAUAGUGGUAGGAAUUCCACCACCUCAAGUAAGUUGCACUCUGUAUAUGAAGAAGAGUUGCUUUGAUGCUUGGAAAGAGCUGGAAAUGCUUGCUAGCUAGCCAAAUGAGCAGAUCUGGCAAGCCAUCCUUGUGCAUGAAAGGCCUGCUGAGGCCAUCCUGGCCAUCUGAGUAAGGACAAAAACACUUCUGACAGAGAGUUUGGGCAUUUGAAUCAUUCCAUUUAUCUCCUUCUGGCUAUCCAAUUGCUCAUAGAUGUUUCCACUCUCAUUUUGGUGGUACUGUGAAGGCAAGGAGCUUGAAAAUUCCCCAGACAUUCACAUCGUCCAGGCAGGAAAUCUGCACUCACUGACCAUUGCAGAAGCCUUUGAAGAGGACACAGGACGCUAUUCCUGCUUUGCUUCUAACAUCUAUGGGACAGAUUCAACUUCUGCUGAGAUUUAUAUAGAAGGGGUUUCUUCUUCUGACUCAGAAGGGGACCCUAACAAGGAAGAGAUGAAUCGAAUCCAGAAGCCAAAUGAGGUGUCAUCUCCUCCCACUACCUCUGCAGCCAUUCCUCCGGCAGUACCCCAAGCCCAGCAUUUGGUGGCCCAACGUGGUGUGGCAACCAUCCAGCAGUGUCAGAGCCCCACCAAUUACUUGCAAGGAUUGGAUGGAAAACCUAUCAUUGCAGCUCCUGUGUUUACAAAGAUGCUACAAAAUUUGUCAGCUUCUGAGGGUCAGCUGGUUGUCUUUGAAUGCAGAGUAAAAGGAGCUCCAUCUCCUAAGGUUGAGUGGUAUAGAGAAGGGACUUUAAUAGAAGAUUCUCCAGAUUUUAGGAUUUUACAGAAAAAACCUCGAUCCAUGGCAGAGCCAGAGGAGAUUUGCACCUUGGUCAUUGCUGAGGUGUUUGCAGAAGAUUCUGGGUGCUUCACAUGUACUGCAAGCAACAAAUAUGGGACAGUGUCAAGCAUUGCACAGCUGCAUGUGAGAGGAAAUGAGGACCUCAGCAACAACGGGUCUCUUCACUCAGCCAACUCCACCACCAACCUGGCUGCUAUUGAGCCACAGCCCUCCCCACCCCACUCAGAGCCUCCAUCUGUGGAACAACCCCCCAAACCCAAACUCGAGGGAGUUCUGGUGAACCACAAUGAGCCCCGGUCCAGCUCCAGGAUUGGGCUUCGUGUGCACUUCAACCUGCCUGAAGAUGACAAAGGAAGUGAAGCAUCCUCCGAGGCUGGCGUGGUGACCACCAGACAGACCAGGCCCGAUUCUUUCCAGGAGAGGUUCAACGGACAGGCAACAAAAAUCCCAGAGCCUUCUUCCCCCGUCAAAGAGCCCCCUCCAGUUCUGGCCAAACCCAAACUUGAUUCCACUCAGUUACAACAGCUUCAUAACCAAGUCUUACUGGAACAACACCAGUUGCAAAACCCAUCUCCUUCAUCUCCUAAGGAGUUUCCUUUCAACAUGAGUGUUUUGAACUCCACUGCUCCCCCAGCGGUGACAACAUCCAGUAAGCAGGUGAAGGCUCCUUCAUCACAGACGUUCAGCUUGGCCCGGCCGAAGCAUUUCUUCCCCUCCACGAACACCACCGCAGCAACCGUGGCCCCUUCCAGCUCUCCGGUGUUCACUUUGAGCAGCACUCCUCAAACUAUUCAGAGGACAGUGAGCAAAGAAAGCCUCUUAGUGUCUCACCCCUCCAUGCAAACCAAAUCUCCAGGAGGGCUUUCCAUCCAAAAUGAGCCACCCCCACCAGGCCCAACAGAGCCAACACCACCACCACUCACAUUUUCCAUCCCCAGCGGAAACCAGUUUCAGCCCCGCUGUGUGUCCCCAACUCCUGUCUCUCCUACCAGCCGGAUUCAGAACCCCGUGGCUUUUCUCAGCUCUGUUCUGCCUUCUCUCCCUUCCAUCCCACCCACAAAUGCCAUGGGACUGCCUAGAAGUGCACCAUCCAUGCCGUCCCAGGGAUUAGUGAAGAAAAAUACAAAGUCUCCUCAACCAGUGAAUGAUGAUCACAUUCGUGAAACUAAGAACGCGGUGAUUCGAGACUUGGGGAAAAAAAUAAAUUUCAGUGAUGUCAGACCAAACCAGCAGGAGUACAAAAUUUCAAGCUUUGAGCAGAGGCUGAUGAAUGAAAUAGAGUUUCGCUUGGAACGUACUCCUGUUGAUGAAUCAGAUGAUGAAAUUCAACACGAUGAGAUCCCCACGGGCAAGUGUAUUGCUCCUAUCUUUGACAAGAGACUCAAGCACUUCCGGGUCACAGAAGGCUCUCCAGUCACAUUCACCUGCAAAAUUGUUGGGAUACCUGUUCCAAAGGUUUACUGGUUCAAAGAUGGUAAGCAGAUUUCUAAGAGAAAUGAGCACUGCAAAAUGAGGCGAGAAGGAGAUGGGACAUGUUCUCUGCACAUUGAAUCCACCACCAGUGAUGACGAUGGCAACUACACCAUCAUGGCAGCCAACCCCCAGGGGAGGAUCAGCUGUUCUGGCCACUUGAUGGUACAAAGCUUGCCCAUUCGCAGUCGACUAACCUCUGCUGGUCAGUCUCACAGGGGAAGAUCCCGAGUGCAAGAAAGAGACAAAGAGCCCCUACAGGAACGCUUUUUCCGACCACAUUUCCUGCAGGCUCCUGGGGAUAUGGUAGCUCACGAGGGGCGCCUCUGUCGGCUGGACUGUAAGGUGAGUGGUUUACCGCCCCCGGAGCUGACGUGGCUACUCAAUGGCCAACCUGUGCUACCAGAUGCCUCCCACAAGAUGCUGGUCAGGGAGACCGGAGUCCACUCUCUGCUCAUUGACCCGCUCACUCAGCGCGACGCGGGGACCUAUACGUGCAUCGCUACCAACAAAACCGGGCAGAAUUCUUUUAGCCUGGAGCUCUCUGUAGUAGCCAAAGAGGUGAAGAAAGCACCAGUGAUCCUGGAGAAACUACAGAACUGCGGUGUUCCCGAAGGCCACCCUGUGAGACUGGAGUGCCGCGUAAUAGGCAUGCCCCCACCUGUGUUCUACUGGAAGAAAGACAAUGAGACCAUCCCUUUCACCAGAGAGAGGAUCAGUAUGCACCAGGACACGACAGGGUAUGCCUGCCUUCUCAUUCAGCCAGCCAAGAAAUCAGAUGCUGGAUGGUACACGUUGUCAGCCAAGAACGAAGCCGGCAUCGUGUCGUGCACUGCCAGGCUGGAUAUAUACGCUCAGUGGCACCAUCAGAUCCCACCGCCCAUGUCUGUCCGGCCCAGCGGCAGUCGCUACGGAUCUCUCACCAGUAAAGGACUUGACAUAUUUUCUGCCUUUUCCUCCAUGGAAAGCACGAUUGUGUAUUCAUGCUCUUCUCGGAGCGUGGUGGAGAGUGAUGAACUUUAAGAAUGUCUGGGUGCCUGCUGUGUAACACAGCGGACUGUGGAGGGGGAAUGAGAACAAGCCAGACUUGGUGGUUUCCAAACAAUCGAAGUUGAGUAAGUUCCCAUGCUGCUGGACCUGUGGCAAGGAGUGCUUUGAACAAGUCAGCUAGGGAUUCUUGCAGUCUCAGCUGGGGGAGAAAGGUAGGGCCGUGCCUUCUAAAGAUUCCAACAGAGAUGUGAGAAGAUAAUACAGAUGAACCAAAGAUGUCACACAGUUGCCAUCCACUGCUUUGGGAAAAAACUAGCAUGUUCCCCUGCCCCCUGUUGUGUUAGGGAUGUUUAGGUUGUACUAGGAGCAAUUAGGAGCAAUAUGCCUGGGCUGAGAGGAGUUAGGCAGUAGUGACCUUAGGAUAUAACUAACUCACCAAACAAUGCCAAGGAGAAAGGUGGGGAGGUCACCAUCGCCUUUCAUCGAUUACAUGUAUAGCAGUAGUUUUGGUGAAUUCACUAAAUCAGCUUCCACUUAGCAUUAGGAGGUCAUGCCAUACAACUCACGUAUGCAGACAGACACUUUUGAUUUGCAUAUCCUGGGUGUACUGAGCCACAUAAUAAGGUGUCAAAAUGUGCUUGAGAGUCCAAAAACUCACUGAAACAGUUGAUAUUGCACAGUGCACUUGUUUUGUGGCCAAAACAUGGCCUUACCAGCUUGUCUGCACCAUUUUCUUUUGGGUGGUGACUGGUUUUUUCUGACUUUGCAUAUCCCUAGACACUAGAACUAAAGGAUUGUUAAUAAGCCAAUCAGAAAGAAAUCCUCUGCGGGGUCACUUUAAAAACUACUAGCUUCUACUGCCACUUACAAAAUGUGCAAGAGUCAUCAUUUACCCACAAAAUACACCUCACGCGCUCCUACCCCUCUCCCCAAAAGUCUGAAAGUGCAGGAGGAAGGAAGAGAUACAAACAAGGAGAGGAAAUGAUGGGAGAGGGUUGUUUCUGUCACUUGCCCCAGCAGAGCAGUGGUUUUGGAAGCAGAGGUCUUUAAUCGCUUUGAAAUGCUUUGAGAUCAUUAGUCAAAUUGCAUUUUCUAUGUAGAAAAUAUUCUGCUAAGUGGAAAAGUUGGGGGAAAGGGGAAUAUGCAUCUUUAUUCUAAUCACCAAUUCAAACCCUGCCUCUUAAGGAAUUUUUAGACUUAAGUUCACUGUGAUAUCCCUAGUGCCUAGAAGAGUACCUAGCACAAAGUAGACAUUCAAUAAAUAUUUGCUGGAUGAAUGAAUCUUCUAUUAUUAUGUCUAUUAUAAGAUAGCCUAGUCUUAUAUUCUGCAGGAGUAUACCACCCACACACCAGUCCAAACACUGCCCUGGGAACGCUCAUGAUAGCACAGUUUGCUCUAGGCUGUCCAGGGAAAUGAAUUGCAGGUGUCUGUUACCAAUUCCCUGUGCUCUAAUCUCUGAUGCUGUCUGUGCCAAGCACCCCCAGCUGGCAUUGUAUUUGUGUGAACAGAUAGUAACUGCUUAGAAAGGCUUGAAACUUUCUUCACUUCAAGGCAAGGAUUUCCAGCAUAAAAAUAAAUUCAUUCACUCGAGAAA
Messenger RNA from Mandrillus leucophaeus (drill), 6312 nucleotides. It is a transcript of the gene MYPN, whose product is annotated as myopalladin. The coding region runs from base 1670 to 4750 and encodes 1026 amino acids. The record is from RefSeq and is a predicted model, not a curated record. NCBI's taxonomy places the organism in Eukaryota, Metazoa, Chordata, Mammalia, Primates, Cercopithecidae. The transcript is spliced from 24 exons. Gene Ontology annotation, molecular function: protein kinase activity.